CAAAGCUGUUGGUGUUGACGGUUGUGAAAAAUGGCGGCGCGAGGAGGUGGCUCGGCUGGGCUCGAGCUGCUUCGGCGGCUGCCGCGAGUCUCUCUUGCCAACCUGAGACCGAACCCUGGCGCGAAGAAGAAGGAAAAAAGACGUGGCAGGGGAAUCCAUGGAGGGAAAAAGAGUGGCCGAGGUCACAAGGGGCAAACCCAGCGUGGAAAUCGGCCCCGAUUAGGAUUUGAAGGUGGACAGACUCCAUUUUACAUUGUUAUUCCAAAAUAUGGAUACAAUGAGGGGCACAGUUAUCGACGACAAUACCAACCACUAAGUCUAAAUCGUCUUCAGUAUUUAAUAGAUCUGGGUAGAGUGGAUCCCAGUCAACCUAUUGAUCUGACCCAAUUAGUGAAUGCGAGAGGAGUAACUGUCCAGCCACUCAAACGAGACUACGGAAUCCAGCUAGUGGAGGAGGGUGCUGACAACUUUGUAGCAAAAGUAAGCAUUGAAGUCCAGUGGGUAUCAGAGCUUGCUAUAGCUGCAAUUGAAAAGAAUGGUGGAAUUAUAACUACAGGAUUCUAUGAUCCACGAAGUUUGGAUGUUUUAUGUAAGCCAGUGCCUUUUUUUCUAAGAGGACAACCUAUUCCAAAACGCAUGCUUCCACCUGAAGAACUGGUUCCUUACUAUACAGAUGCACAAAAUCGUGGUUAUUUAGCAGACCCAGCAAAAGUUCAAGAAGCACGGAUAGAUCUUGCUAAGAAAUAUGGCUAUAUUCUACCAGACAUCACUAAAGAUGAAAUGUACAACAUGUUAACAAUGCGUAAAGAUCCUCGACAAAUUUUCUUUGGGCUUGCUCCUGGUUGGGUGGUAAACUUAUCAGAAAAGAAAAUUUUAAAACCAACUGAUGAAGAGCUGUGUAGUUACUAUAGUUCUUGAAACUGAUAAUGAUGUAGUUGUAACUUAAUGUUGAUUAUUUGUCAAUGUGAACUAAGUAAUGAAUUAAAUGUUUGUUUUCUACUUGGUUAUGUAUUUCUGAGUUGAAGUUUUCUAUUGACUUUAAGUAGAUACUGGCAUUAAAACUUAGCUAGUAACUGGUGGUAUUGCUCAUGGUGAUUUGGAAGAUGUACUGUUGUUCUUUGAUUUAAUGCACAAUGUAUUUUAACAUUGUAUUCUCCUGUGCUGGUGCUCUUGGAGAAAAAUUAAAAUAAAUUAACUUUUAAUCUUUACAA
Hemiscyllium ocellatum (epaulette shark) is the source of this 1211-nucleotide messenger RNA. RefSeq names its product mitochondrial ribosomal protein L15 (gene mrpl15). Gene Ontology annotation, molecular function: structural constituent of ribosome. NCBI's taxonomy places the organism in Eukaryota, Metazoa, Chordata, Chondrichthyes, Orectolobiformes, Hemiscylliidae. Gene Ontology annotation, cellular component: mitochondrial large ribosomal subunit. Bases 31 to 918 code for a protein of 295 amino acids. The record is from RefSeq and is a predicted model, not a curated record. The transcript has 5 exons. Gene Ontology annotation, biological process: translation.